Trichomonas vaginalis G3 is the source of this 288-nucleotide messenger RNA. RefSeq names its product organellar and viral DNA polymerase type B. The transcript has a single exon. Bases 1 to 288 code for a protein of 95 amino acids. The record is from RefSeq and is a predicted model, not a curated record. NCBI's taxonomy places the organism in Eukaryota, Parabasalia, Trichomonadida, Trichomonadidae.
AUGAGGAGAUAUAACUACUCCGUCAAAGAGAUAGAACGUAUGAGAAACGACUAUGCAGACUUAAAGAAAGAAGCAGAAAAACCAGCAGAAGAUAAAAUGGACAUGUUAGAAUUUCUGAACAAAAACUAUCCAACUGCUGACGAUUUCCUUCUAUCUGACGUCAAGAAGAAAUAUAAAGAAACUUUCGGCAUUGUUAAAACAUUCGAUGUACUAAAAGAAGAAAUAGAAGCUACAAAACUGUUUAAAGUCUCACGAAUUCAUAACGUUUACCAUGUAAAACGCUUAUAA